AGAAAGAGAGAGAUAGAGACAGACAGACAAAGAGAGUGAAGAAGAGAUAAGAAAAUCGUAGAAUAAAAAAAAAAAAAAAAGAGAGAGAAACGAACUGAAGGAAUAAAGUGUAAUAUUCCGCUGUCGAUAUGAUUCCUGCUGACUGGACGUGACAGCGAGAGAGGAUGAGCCUGCUAAAGACGUCGCUUCCUGCUCAGGCCCUCCUCCUGCUGUUACUCCUGCUGAACAACACCUGCUCAGGAUGGGCGCUGCAUCGACGAGGAGGCCACGCCUGGUGGUUGGAGUCGCCCCGCCCCUAUUUCGCUUCCACCACGCCCACCAACCUCACCGUCGUGUCAGGCCAGACGGCUUACCUGCCUUGUCGGGUGCACAUGCUCGGGGAGAAGUCGGUGACGUGGAUGAGAGGGAGGGACCUGCACAUACUGACUGUGGGCGAACUCACCUAUUCUGCCGACGAGCGAUUUCAGGUCCUCCACACGCCUGAAACAGAAGACUGGACGCUGCAGGUGAGUGCCACUAGGCCCUGGGACUCCGGGACCUACAAGUGCCAAGUCAACUCACAUCCCAAGAUCUUCAAAGACGUCAAUCUCAGCGUCAUGGAUAGACGUCGGCUGGACAAUAGGUUAUACAGACUCCCAGCAGCUGAUCCUGAGCACGGGGAAUACGCCACCCGCAUUGUGGGGGAAUCGUCUCGCUACCUACAAGCAGGGUCGUCGCUCGCGCUAGAGUGUGUCGUCACCCACACACACGACCCUCCACCAGCGCUCCUCUGGUUCCGUCAACAGCGUCUUCUGGACUACGACUCACCAAGGGGAGGGAUCGCUAUUAUGCUGGAGAAGACGCGGGAGAGGACAACAUCCCGCCUCAUGAUGUCUUCGGUGCAGGUGUCCGAUUCUGGAAAUUACACCUGCGUGCCAAUUCGAGCGCCACCGGCAUCUGUGUCCGUGCACGUGACCACAGGGGAGAUGCGGGCGGCCAUUCAGCAAAGUGAGUACAGUAACGCCCAGACUGUGAGUCAUGACGCCUCGCGCUUCCUCACUCUCACCUUCGUGGGAGUUUAUACUUGGCAUCGAUAUGUGAUCCCGCUUUCCUAACUUUGACGCUAAUAUUAUUGGUGUUAUGUUGAAAUAAGUAUGGUGUCAACAUCUGUACUUGCGUACUGAACUGGGAACACAUUAUGGCAAUUAUGGCAAUGAUGACGCCCUAUGGCUCGGAGACGAUACUCCUUGUACAGUAUGUCUUUCUUUACCUUUGAAAAGCCCAAUACACCAAUUUGGUUUAUUGAAGGUGAGACUGUAUAAUGUAUAAUGUAACAUUUGUCGUACUGAUAAAAAAGUAAACUUUAUGUCUACUUAUAAUAAUGAUGUAAAUGGUAUAUUUACAAAACAAUAAUACCUGCUGAAUUCAUUGAUAAUAUUACUACACAUUUGGCGCAUUAGGGAACAUACCUCAAGAACACUUACUUAACACACACAUCAUACACGCACUUGCUACAUUCACACUACAAUAAUGACUCAACAUGUAAUGAGUCUAUAACAGAAUAUAAUGCUUAUGGUUGAAAAAAAGAUAUUCAACCCACAUUUCAAGAAGUGAUGUAACAGGGAAAUUUUCCUGAUGCAUA
Penaeus chinensis is the source of this 1621-nucleotide messenger RNA. RefSeq names its product V-set and immunoglobulin domain-containing protein 2-like. The record is from RefSeq and is a predicted model, not a curated record. The coding region runs from base 165 to 1094 and encodes 309 amino acids. Lineage: Eukaryota; Metazoa; Arthropoda; Malacostraca; Decapoda; Penaeidae. The transcript is spliced from 8 exons. Gene Ontology annotation, biological process: synapse organization. Gene Ontology annotation, cellular component: neuron projection membrane.